ACCAGAAUAGCUGUCAGGAAGCAGAAGCCAGAGAGCGAAAGAGAGCAAGUGUUUUUUCAAAUGUAUCGUUAGAUGCCGUGUCUAAAAUGACCAUGCAUCUUUAAAAAAGUCCAAUUAUUUCUAGCUUGAACGCUUGGUGUGUUCUGGUCUUUAUAUUCUCCGUUCCAUGACAUCCAUUCUGUGUAAAUCUUCAAAGAGAGUAAAACCGGCCUGGAUCAGCGGAAGCCCCUGUUUUUAAGAGCAUAACUUCGUAUUAUUGAAUAUCUUCGAUUGGAAAAAGAAAGAGAAGAUGGAAAAUCAAGGACGAAAUCCCAAGAGAUUAGUUCUGGUCCCAGGACCGUUCCAGGGCCACCUCACUCCCAUGCUUCAGCUGGCGACCGUCCUCAAGUCCAAGGAUUUCUCCAUUACAAUUGCUCACACACAGUUCAAUUGUCCAGAUUUCUCUGCUCACCCUGAUUUUACCUUCCUAUGCAUCCCGGAUGGCAUAUCCGAACAAGAGGUUCGAAACCCUGAUCUGGGAGACGUUGUGCUGAGGCUUAACGACAACUGUGAAUCCAGCUUUAGGGAAUUCCUAACUCGGGGUACAAACCACAUGGAGCUGGGUGACAAGAUCUGCUGCAUCAUCUAUGAUCCACUCGUGUACUUCUCUGGAGCUGUCGCCCACGAUUUGAAGAUUCCUAGCAUUGCUUUAUACACAAGCAGUGCUGCUUAUAUCGCAGUUCGCCCGAUUCUUCUCCAGUUAAAGGCACAAGGACACAUCCCUGUCCCAGAUACCAUGCUGCAGGUUCCGGUGCCCCUGCAUCAGCCUCUCAGGUUCAAAGACCUACCACUCUGCACUCUCGGAAGUUUGGACUCUUUCUUGCAGGGGUUAGCCUUGACGCUUAAUAUCAGAUCAUUUUCUGGCAUUAUAUUCAACACGAUUCACUGCCUGGAAGAGUCACCUCUGGCCCAGCUCCACCACCAGUACCAUGUUCCGAUUUUUCCAAUAGGCCCUCUACACAAAUUCGCUCAUACCUCAGCUGUUAGCUUACUGCAAGAGGAUACUGGUUGCAUUCCAUGGCUUGACAAGCAAACUCAUAAUUCAGUUAUUUAUGUGAGUUUGGGAAGCAUAGCACAUAUGAACCAAGACCAAUUGUCUGAAAUGGCUUGGGGUCUGGCAAAUAGCAAUGAGCCUUUCUUGUGGGUUAUUAGGCCUGGCUCAAGUCCGGGUGCGGAAUGGAUCGAGGCGAUGGAUGAAAAAUUCAGAGAAUGUGUUAAGGACAGGGCAUGCAUUGUGAAAUGGGCACCUCAGAAGAAAGUACUGGCUCAUGAGGCGGUGGGAGGGUUUUGGAGUCACUGUGGAUGGAACUCCACCUUGGAGAGCAUAUGUGAAGGCGUUCCGAUGAUAUGUCAACCGUGUUUUGGCGACCAAACGGUGAAUGCGAGGUACUUGACUCACGAAUGGAGGGUUGGAUUAGAACUGGAAGGUGAGAUAGAGAGAGGGACAGUAGAAAGGGCUAUUAGAACAUUGAUGAAGGAAAAGGAAGGCGAAGAGAUGAGGCAGAGGGUCUUGGACUUGAAGCACAAGUUUGAUGUUAGUAUGGGUGAUGGUGGAUCUUCUUGCAAUUAUCUGAGUGAGCUAGUCGAGUUGUUGAGAUCGUUCUAGCAGCACAGAGUGUUUGCUACUAAAGCACCACACGGAAUAAAGUUUGCGUCGUGCAGAAAGUGCAAAGAUUUGGUCUUCUGGCAUUGAAGAAUAGAACAGAACAGAUAAUAUUCUUUUAUGCGACGAUAGCAAUGAGUUGGCUUAUCAUAUAUAAACAUUCUUUUCGAUUUUUCUUUCCAACCAGUGCAUCUGAUUCGAAUG
Molecule: messenger RNA, 1846 nt
Organism: Syzygium oleosum
Lineage: Eukaryota; Viridiplantae; Streptophyta; Magnoliopsida; Myrtales; Myrtaceae
Product: UDP-glucose iridoid glucosyltransferase-like
Exons: 2
Coding region: 290-1645 (451 amino acids)
Molecular function (GO): UDP-glycosyltransferase activity
Source: RefSeq, a predicted model, not a curated record